This is a messenger RNA of Cavia porcellus (domestic guinea pig), 2137 nucleotides long. Its product is annotated as zinc finger protein 709-like. The transcript is spliced from 4 exons. Bases 50 to 1645 code for a protein of 531 amino acids. Gene Ontology annotation, biological process: regulation of transcription by RNA polymerase II. Gene Ontology annotation, molecular function: DNA-binding transcription factor activity, RNA polymerase II-specific; RNA polymerase II cis-regulatory region sequence-specific DNA binding. NCBI's taxonomy places the organism in Eukaryota, Metazoa, Chordata, Mammalia, Rodentia, Caviidae. The record is from RefSeq and is a predicted model, not a curated record.
CGGUGUGUAGACAUUGUUUACCUGUUUGGACUACAAAACUGGGAGCAGAAUGCUUGCUGGAUCUCAUUUACUGGUUUUGAAGUCCUGUGGCCUGAUUAGCAAAGAAUCUGGGAGACCCUCUAGCCACGGAAUGGAGGUGGUGACCUUUGAGGAUGUGGUCGUGAACUUCAGCAAAGAGGAGUGGACUUUGCUGAGUCCAUCCCAAAAGAACCUCUACAGAGAUGUGAUGGGCGAAACCUUUAGGAACAUGGCUGCAAUAGGAGAACUUGGGGAUAUCCAGGAAGCUGAAAAAGAAUGCAAAAUUUACUGGAGAUACUUAAGAAAUGACAAGGUAGGGAAAUCCUAUGGACAUGCAUCUUGGAAUCAGUGUAAAGAAGUAUUCCUUCGUACUGCAGAAGGUAAUGUGAAUGUGAAAGAAGCAGAAACACACCACCAUGUUCAGAUCCAUGAAAAAUAUGGCAGUGGGGAGAAAUCCUAUGUAUAUCAGCAAAGUGGAAAAGGGUUCACAAAAUCUCGACAUUGUAAGCAACAUGAAAUACCUCACACUGGAUUGAAACCAUAUGUAUGUAAGAAAUGUGGGAAAGCUUUUAACACACGGGAAAAUUGCAAAAUACAUGAAAGAAUUCACACUGGAGAGAAACCGUAUGUAUGUAAGCAAUGUGGGAAAGGUUUUAACACAUGGGGAAUUUUUAAGAAUCAUGAAAGAAUUCACACUGGAGAAAAACCCUAUGUAUGUAAGGAAUGUGGGAAAGGUUUUAACCGACAUGGAAAUUGUAAGCAACAUGAAAGAAUUCACACUGGAGAGAAACUAUAUUUAUGUGAGCAGUGUGGGAAAGCUUUUAACACAUGGGCAAAUUGUAAAAUACAUGAAAGAAUUCACACUGGAGUGAAACCAUAUGUAUGUAAGCAAUGUGGGAAAGCUUUUAACACAUGGGCAAAUUGUAAAAUACAUGAAAGAAUUCACACUGGAGAGAAACCCUAUGUAUGUAAGGAAUGUGGGAAAGCUUUUAGCACACGGGCAAGUUGUAAAAUACAUGAAAGAAUUCACACUGGAGAGAAACCGUAUGUAUGUAAGCAAUGUGGGAAAGGUUUUAACACAUGGGGAAUUUUUAAGAAUCAUGAAAGAAUUCACACUGGAGAAAAACCCUAUGUAUGUAAGGAAUGUGGGAAAGGUUUUAACCGACAUGGAAAUUGUAAGCAACAUGAAAGAAUUCACACUGGAGAGAAACUAUAUUUAUGUGAGCAGUGUGGGAAAGCUUUUAACACAUGGGCAAAUUGUAAAAUACAUGAAAGAAUUCACACUGGAGUGAAACCAUAUGUAUGUAAGCAAUGUGGGAAAGCUUUUAACACAUGGGCAAACUGUAAAAUACAUGAAAGAAUUCACACUGGAGAGAAACCCUAUGUAUGUAAGGAAUGUGGGAAAGCUUUUAACACACAGGCAAACUGUAAAAUACAUGAAAGAAUUCACACUGGAGAGAAACCCUAUGUAUGUAAGCAAUGUGGGAAAGCUUUUAGCACACGGGCAAAUUGUAAAAUACAUGAAAGAAUUCACACUGGAGAGAAACCCUAUGUAUGUAAGCAAUGUGGGAAAGCUUUUACCCAACAUGGACAUUGUAAGCAACAUGAAAGUUCACACUCAAGGUAGAACCAGUGUAUAUAAGCAUCAUGAGAAUUUUUUGAGCACAAGUACAUAUUGUGUAAUGCAUGAAAAAUUUCACACUGGGCAGAAAACUUAUAUAUGUGAGGAAUGUGGGAAAGGUUUCAGCAGAAAUGCUCAUUGUCCAAUACAUGAAAAAAUUUACAAUGUUAAGAAACCCUGUUUAUGUGAAGAAUGUGGGAAAGCUUUCACCACACGUGGAUUUUGUAAAAUACAUCAAUGACUCCACUCUGGUAGAGAAAACCUAUUAUAUAACAAUGUGGCAAAUCUUUUACCACAUACAGUCAUUGCAAAACACAUGAAAGAAUUCACACUGGGAAGAACCACUGGCUACGUAAGCAAGUGGAGACACUUUCAGCAGCCAGAUUGUAAGUGAAAUAUGUGAAGAAGCUCACACAAGAGAUAAAUCCUAUGUGUUAUGAAAAUACUCUCAGCACACAUGAUCAUUUUUACAUAUCUGAAAGAGCUCACUUUAUCCUA